AUGUCAAAUCCAAUCCCAAUCGAAUUUAAUUCAGACCAGGAUGAAUUUCAUUAAUGCUUCCCAAGCAAAAGUGAAUCUACUGCAACCCCAGGGUUAUUAGAUAAUACCAAUACCUCUAAGGUCUUCUGUUCUUAAGUUUUUGAGGAUCAACUUAACCAAGAUGAUGAUGAAUUCAAUUCAUUGAAUAAACAACUCUAGAAUGUGUUGCUUACUGACAAUUAUCGUCCAUCAUUGAUUCAAGCCUUCUCUGCUGAUAUGUACAAGAUCAAAAUUAAUAAACUUAGGUCUUCAUAUUUGAGUCACGAAAAACUGACAAGGAACUCCAGAAAAAUGUAAUCGGAAUAUGAGCAGGCCAAUAUAAAAGAAAGGGAAUUCAUAUUUAACACCUAUAUUAGAAACAAUAUUAUACAUCUAAGUUUAGACAAAUAUAUGCAUUACAUACUGGAAAAAAUUAUCGAAUUUGGGCCAACAAAUUGUAGAAACAUAAUCCUAGACUAAAUUUUUCAUUCGAUUAAGAAACUAGUAGUUGAUCUUCAUGCUUGUAAGGUGAUGCAAAAGGGAUUAGAGGUUAUGUCCUUGUAUUCUUAAGAAUCUCAGCCUCAUUUUUAAAAAUACAUUAAUUUUAUUUUGGAAGAAAACAAUUUUACAAGAAGAUUAUACACAGAUAAAAUUGGAAAUCAAAUAUUCACUAAAAGUUUAGAUGUUUUGGAUGAGAAGGAUUUAGAAUCUCUUGUAAAAAUAUUCGAUAAAUAUAUUUUAAAUCCAAAUUAAUACUCCUUGGAAUUAUCAACUGAUUAAUACGGAUGCCUCAUUGUCAAUAAAAUAAUCGAUAUAUUUCCUAAACUUAUCGAUCCAAAUACUAAAUCUAUCACAAAUGACAUCAUUAUUAGAACUAUCAAAAAUUCCUCAUGUUUGAUAAGAAGACAAUAUGCUAAUUAUAUCAUUUAGUAAAUAUUGGAAAAAGGUUAAGAGAAUCACAAAAGAUUACUCUUGAAUAAUUACCUAAUCAAAGAUUUUGUCGCAAUGUCCCUGGAUAAGUAUGGUAGUAAUGUGGCAGAAAAGGCAAUAGUUUAUGCAGGAACACAAUGGAGACAAAAACUUUGGGAAGAGGAAGUUUCAGUUUCUGAAAGUUCAUUUCGAAAAUUAGUGAAUGAUUAAUUUGCUAAUUAUCCAAUAUAGAGACUUUAUGAAUAUUUAUCUUAGGACUAUAGAAAUGAAUUCAUUGCCUUAUUAAACAGAUUGCAUGAUAGCCAUUUUCUCAAUCAUCAUGGUCAAAUCGUCUUAAAAUUUUCUCUUGCUAAUUACAACGUUAAGCGUUUUGCUUAAAAAGUCAAUGCUGCUGAAAAUAAUAAGCCCUCUAAAUUGUAAGAAAAGAAUAAAUAGCUUCAAUAAAUAUAUGAAUAACAAUAAAGGAUGAAUUAAACUUCAAUUCAAUAUUAAUAAUAUCUUUAAUAAUAACAAAUGAUGACAUAAUAAUAUUAAUUGUUUUAAUAAUAAUAGCAAUAACAAUAACAAUAAUUCUAAUCUCCAGUUUAAUUUCAAUAAUACUAAGCUAUGCUCUUAUAAUAAGCCAUGAUGAUGUAUUAAUAACCACAAUAGAUCAUUUCUCCUUAAUUAUAAUAGUCCUCUUUGAAUUAGUAGCAGUAGUUUCCUUUCUUAUAAUCUAUUUAGCCACAGGAUUAAUGGAAUUAAUAGGCACUCAAUUAUUAUUAAUAACUCUAAUAUUUUCAAAAAAUGAAUUAGAAUCAAUAGGAAUGACUUUUGAUAUUAUCAAAGUACAAAGUAUUAU
This is a messenger RNA of Paramecium tetraurelia, 1789 nucleotides long. RefSeq lists its product as uncharacterized. The transcript is spliced from 5 exons. Gene Ontology annotation, cellular component: cytoplasm. NCBI's taxonomy places the organism in Eukaryota, Ciliophora, Oligohymenophorea, Peniculida, Parameciidae. The record is from RefSeq and is a predicted model, not a curated record. Gene Ontology annotation, molecular function: mRNA binding. Gene Ontology annotation, biological process: post-transcriptional regulation of gene expression.